GCGAGCCGGUCCAGUUAGUCCGACGCGCGGUCCGCCGGUCCGGCAGCCCUCCCUCGCCAUUUCUCACUCAUCAUCCUCCUCCUCCUCCUUCCCCUGCUUCCCCACCUGAUUGCUUCCUCUCCCCACCGUCGGCGCCACCCACAGAAACCGCCCGACGGUCGCCUAUGUGAGCCCCUUCUUCUUCCGCCACGCCGCCGCCACCCUUCGGAGUCCGCCAUCCUCCUCUGCGUCGCUUACUCCUUCCUCCACAUCUUCACCUCCGCCGCCUCUCUCUUUUAAGAGAUGAAGAAGCCCAUCGUCGUUGCUGUCCGAAGGAAUGGACAGCGGUCCAGCCUGAUCGUUUCCCCGUGGAUCCCGGUUUGUGAGGGUAGAGUCGGUAUCUCUCGUGUUUCAGAUUCUAAGCAGAGUCCCUCAAGACUCUUACUUUUUGCUUCGGAAAGUCCAACCCCCAAAAAAAUAAGGUUGCGGCGGAGGAAGAAUAAAAGCUAAAGCUUUAUUUGCUUAUUCUUCCUUCCCUACGUUUUCUUUCCGAUUACAAGGCAGGCAUCUAUCCAUGGCUGCCACCCUCGGAGCCGCGCCGAAGCUCUCCUUCUCUCCCUCCGCUCUCCAAACCCUCUCCAGAAGGCUUCCCGGCUCCCCCUUUCUCCUCUCCUCUAAACCCCUCGGCUCUGAUUUUCCGUUUCCCCCACGCUUGCGCUCUUCUUCUUCUUCUUCCCAUCUCCUUCGCCGUCGCAUCUCCACGCGCGCCGGCGCGGGCGGCGACAACGGGGCCGUGAGGGAAACGCAGCACUAUGAUUUUGAUCUCUUCACCAUUGGCGCCGGCAGCGGCGGGGUCCGGGCCUCGCGCUUCGCUGCCAACUAUGGUGCUUCGGUUGCUGUCUGCGAGCUCCCCUUCGCCACGAUAUCGUCCGACUUUGCUGGCGGUGUCGGUGGAACCUGUGUGCUCCGUGGAUGUGUUCCUAAGAAAUUGCUGGUUUACUCAUCCAAGUAUUGGCAUGAACUUGAAGAGUGUCAUGGCUUUGGAUGGACCUACGAAAUUGAUCCUAAGCAUGACUGGAGCACCCUGAUGGCCAACAAAAAUGCUGAAUUGAAGCGCCUUACUGGGAUUUACAAAAAUAUUUUGAAGAACGCUGGGGUAACAUUAAUUGAAGGUCGUGGAAAGAUAAUUGAUCCACAUACUGUUGACGUAGAUGGGAAACUCUACUCUGCUAGGAACAUACUUAUUUCUGUUGGUGGACGACCCUUCCUGCCAGACAUUCCUGGAAAGGAGUAUGCUAUUGACUCAGAUGCUGCUUUAGAUUUGCCUUCAAAACCUGAAAAGAUCGCAAUAGUCGGAGGCGGCUACAUUGCUUUAGAGUUUGCUGGCAUCUUCAAUGGACUAACAAGUGACGUUCAUGUUUUUAUCCGGCAAAAGAAAGUGCUAAGAGGCUUUGAUGAGGAGAUCAGAGACUUUGUUGCAGAGCAGAUGUCUCUUAGGGGUAUUGAAUUUCAUACGGAAGAGUCUCCUCAGGCAAUCUUUAGAUCAGCUGAUGGUUCACUAUCACUGAAAACUAACAAGGGAACUGUUGAUGGUUUCUCACAUGUAAUGUUUGCUACAGGUCGAAGACCAAAUACAAAGAACCUGGGAUUGGAGGAGGUUGGAGUGAAAUUGGCCAAGAGUGGAGCAAUAUUGGUCGAUGAAUAUUCCCGGACAUCAGUUGAUUCCAUCUGGGCUGUUGGAGAUGUUACUGAUAGGAUGAACCUGACUCCAGUUGCAUUGAUGGAAGGAGGGGCUUUUGCAAAAACUGUAUUUGGCAAUGAACCUACGAAACCAGAUUACAGAGCAGUGCCAUCUGCCGUGUUUUCUCAGCCACCUAUUGGAACAGUUGGUCUUACUGAGGAGAAGGCAAUUCAAGAAUAUGGAGAUGUUGAUAUCUACACUGCAAACUUCAGGCCUCUGAAGGCCACUCUCUCUGGUCUUCCUGACCGUGUUUUUAUGAAAAUUAUUGUUUGUACGAGCACAAACAAAGUUUUAGGAGUGCACAUGUGUGGGGAGGAUUCCCCAGAGAUUAUACAGGGGAUUGCUGUUGCUGUGAAGGCUGGACUUACGAAGGCAGAUUUUGAUGCCACAGUUGGCAUCCACCCUACAUCUGCAGAGGAAUUUGUCACAAUGAGGACUCCAACUCGAAAAAUCCGGAGGAGUUCUUCGCCUCAUGAGGAAAAGACUGAUGAUGGGAUCAAGUCAGCAGUAGAUGUUUAAAACUUCUAAAGCUGCAGGUGCAAGAGCAGAUUUAGAUGUGGGAGGAAGCAGGUGUCUUAAGGAAAUAAGGAAGCAGUAGUGCGGAUAAGUUUCCAGGGAGAUUCUGAAGCAGUUGCACCACCUGAAGCACAAGAUUUCUGCUACUAAGCUUGUACUAUGCUGGUGCUUGUGUAUUGUGCUGGUGCUAGACAUGGUAUGUAGCUGUAUGGUCUGUGUUAAUCAGUAGUUUAAUCUAUGAGACUAUUCUGGCUAUCAUUCUGCAUCUAAUGCUGCAUAUAUGCUUUUAUCUUGCUGCUGUACUGUAGGCUUUCGUCUAACAUAGGUUGACAGAGAUCUGAGGCUGUUUUGAUCCUAGCUCUUUUUACAUAGCUUCUGUUUACUGUAUAAGAGAGAGUAGAGUUAGUAAACCAGAAUGAUGCACCAUAAUGUCUAAAAGAGACAGGGUUGGGAUUUAUUUCCUGUGAUCCUAAAGCAGUGGACAGUGGAUUCCAGGACCACAUGUUGCAACUUGCAUCUCAUAUAAAAGAUUGGAGAAAGUGCAUUUCAGAUCUUGCAAUUAAGUUAUUAUAGAGAGAGGAAAAGGAAGGAAAGGGCAAACUGUAAUGGUGGAGAUGGAUUUUGAUGAGAGUUGCAUGCCCAUAAUUUUGAAGAUCAAUAUGUAUUGGAGGUCAAACUAGUUGAGAAUGCAAGUUCUCUUGGAAAUUGUUAUUCCUUCUUAAAAAUACUUUGAAUUGUUAAAUGGGAUUUUAAAAACACAUGACACACCUUGAAAAUUAUAGAUGAGUAAAAUUUGUUAAAAGAAAGUGGUUUGGCAAUUGAAAGGAGGGUUAUGAUAAAUGCUUUUAGUUAAAAAGGGGAACUUAAUUGAUUGAGACAGGUUACAGAAAAGAGAAAGAAAUAACUACGAAAUUUAUUUGAAAUCUAGCAAGAAUAAGACAUUAAAAGCAACCUAAAAGUGAUGAAGAUUUGCUUGGUGCAAAGCUAGUUUAUAUGGAGUUGUUGUUGAUUAGGAAGUCCAAGAAAAAAGAAGGUUGUAAUAUUUGUUUUCCACUAAUAUAAUAAUUUUUUAUGCUGUAAGAGACAAUGUUAAAGUCCUUUGAGGAAGUUUUGUGGGAGAAAUGAUGCAGGAGUGAUGUGCUAGUUGUACCCCCAAGAUGCUGUUGGGAGCUUAGGGAAAAUGAGCACUCAUUGGUAGGCCUGCAGAUGGUCUGGUCUCCUUGAAAACUGAAGUGAACCUUAACUAUGACCUCGUCUAAAUUGGAAAUUUUAAUCUGCUGGUCAGAUCAGAUCGAAAUAUCUGGACCAAUUAGUGCAAUCAACCAAACCAAACUGAGCAUUGUAAAUGUCACCAAUUUGGUUGAGUCUGACCAUGCAAA
This is a messenger RNA of Elaeis guineensis (African oil palm), 3615 nucleotides long. Lineage: Eukaryota; Viridiplantae; Streptophyta; Magnoliopsida; Arecales; Arecaceae. The record is from RefSeq and is a predicted model, not a curated record.